Lachancea nothofagi CBS 11611 is the source of this 315-nucleotide messenger RNA. The record is from the annotation of a GenBank genome assembly. Lineage: Eukaryota; Fungi; Ascomycota; Saccharomycetes; Saccharomycetales; Saccharomycetaceae.
AUGGCCCUUUCUUCAAUUUUUGGCGGUGCUUCUCCCUCGCAACAGCAAACUACAGCAGUUCCAUCUGCCAAGGCCUCUAAUGUUAAAGACCAGCUGAAGACUCAAAUAGCUCAAGAACUUGCAGUGGCAAACGCUAGCGAGCUAGUUAGCAAAGUAACGGAAAAUUGCUUUGAAAAAUGCUUGAUUAGUCCUUACUCAAAUGGCGAAGAAGGCUGCAUCGACCAAUGCCUGGCUAAGUACAUGAGAAGCUGGAAUGUAGUUUCUAAAGCAUAUGUUGCACGCAUUCAGCAAGCGUCAACCUCUGGCGAGAUUUAA